GAUGCUGCUCGCUCUGCUGGUGUGUAGCCUGGUUCUGGUCUCUGCCGUGGGGCAGCAGGCGAACGAUGACUGGGUCGACCCGUAUGAUAUGCUCCACUACGACUCAACCACCAAGAGCAUGAGGAAGCCCACUGAGCCCACUGACUCCUCAGACGCUUUCUAUGAUGCCAAAGUUGGAGUUUCUAAACAAGCCAUCACAGAGAUUCAGAAACUUCUGGAUGGUGACGGGAGCUUUACAACCGGUACUCUAGACACUGCCGUCAGUCAGAUACUAGUGGAUCUUAAACGACAUGACUAUGAGGCCUGGAAGUGGCGUUUCGAGGACAGUUUUGGCGUGGAGCUGGACACACUAAAGAGUCCUCGUCUCUCUGUCAGGAUGCUGCUCGCUCUGCUGGUGUGUAGCCUGGUUCUGGUCUCUGCCGUGGGGCAGCAGGCGAACGAUGACUGGGUCGACCCGUAUGAUAUGCUCCACUACGACUCAACCACCAAGAGCAUGAGGAAGCCCACUGAGAUUGAAGAACAAAAGAAGAAGAUCUCCCUCCACUCAGGUCAGCCAACAUGCAACCCAGUGUUCAAGAGAUUCCUCAACAGGCUCUUGAAGGAAAUGCAAAAAGUGGGUUUGCCCACUGACUCCUCAGACGCUUUCUAUGAUGCCAAAGUUGGAGUUUCUAAACAAGCCAUCACAGAGAUUCAGAAACUUCUGGAUGGUGACGGGAGCUUUACAACUGGUACUCUAGACACUGCCGUCAGUCAGAUACUAGUGGAUCUCAAACCACAUGACUAUGAUGCCUGUAAGGGGCGUUUCGAGGACAGUUUUGGCGUGGAGCUGGACACACUAUUAAUGAUCGGGCUGUGUGUUCUGGUCAUGAUGCUCAUCAUCUGCACACGGCUGUGGUCGACCGUGUCAAAGUUUGUGCUGUUCACUGGAUUCUUUGCUGUCUGCUUCGCUGUCAGUAUUGUCUGGAGUUGGCUUUACCUGUAUAAGAUCGCCUUAGCUGAGCACCAUUACAACCUGGCGAAGAUGGACAGUGUAAGGGAAAAAUGCACUGGCAUGAAGAAAAUUGACUGGAGUGACAGUUUAAAAGAGUGGUACAGAACCACCUGGACUCUUCAGGACGACCCCUGUAAGAUUUACUACAAUCUCCUGUUUGUCGACCCCAUUCUGCUGGUACCUCCAAGCAAGGCCAUCUCCUUUACCAUCACAACUUUCAUCACAGAGCCAAUGAAGCACAUUGGCCAGGGGAUCAGUGAGUUUCUUCGGGCCCUCCUCAAAGAUCUACCCGUUACCCUGCAGAUCCCUGUUCUGGUCACAAUUGUUCUCGUCAUGGUGGUAUUCGUGUAUGUCAGUGUGCCGGCGGCCUUCAUGCAUGGCAUCACUGCACCUCUACGCCAACAGGGUCCACCUCCUCCUGAGCUCCAACAACCACAACAGGAGCCUCAGACUCAAAUCCAUGGGGUCGCUGACCUUGACCCUUUAGCAGUUAGGGAUACACACCAGCAAGGUCCAAGGCAGCAAGCCGAUGAUGGCAGGGCACACAGGAAUCCGGUUCGUCAGCGGCAUUCCAACAGACCCAUUGAGAAGAAGGCCCGGGUGGUUGUGGAGACACUGCAAUCAGCUGCCCGCAGUGAGGAUGAGACAGACACUGAGCAACAGGAGGGAAGACGUGAGGCGGAGCAGAGUCUGACCGAGGAGUCAGAUGCAGAAAACCAAGUGGAGAACAAAGAGGAGCCCGAAGAAGCAGGUGCCAACAGUGAUGCUGCUCAUACAGCCCAAGCAAAAACCAAAACCACGCCCAAGGCCAAACCUAUGAGAGUCAGUGAGAAUCGUACCAAGGACCAACACAGUGGAGACGAUGCGGCACCUAAAUCUCAAACGGCAGGAAAUCCGCCUUCACAUACUGAUGUCAAGGGGACGGGGGUCAGGAUGCUGCUCGCUCUGCUGGUGUGUAGCCUGGUUCUGGUCUCUGCCGUGGGGCAGCAGGCGAACGAUGACUGGGUCGACCCGUAUGAUAUGCUCCACUACGACUCAACCACCAAGAGCAUGAGGAAGCCCACUGAGCCAGCUCACUAUGAUAACGUGGCAACCAAGAGAAGGGAGUACACAGAGGACCCCAGUCAGGCCGAGCUGGUCACGUUCAAAAGUCAAGUAGUGGAUCUACAGAAGAAGAUUGAAGAACAAAAGAAGAAGAUCUCACUCCUCUCAGGUCAGCCGACAUGCAACCCAGUGUUCAAGAGAUUCCUAACCAGGCUCCUGAAGGAAAUGCAAAAAGUUGGUUUGCCCACUGACUCCUCAGACGCUUUCUAUGAUGCCAAAGUUGGAGUUUCUAAACAAGCCAUCACAGAGAUUCAGACACUUCUGGAUGGUGACGGGAGCUUUACAACUGGUACUCUAGACACCGCCGUCAGUCAGAUACUAGUGGAUCUUAAACGACAUGACUAUGAGGCCUGGAAGUGGCGUUUCGAGGACAGUUUUGGCGUGGAGCUGGACACACUAUUAAAGAUCGGGCUGUGUGUUCUGGUAAUGAUGCUCAUCAUCUGCACGCAGCUGUGGUCGACGGUGUCCUGGUUCGUGCAGUUCACUCGACUCUUUGCUGUCUGCUUUGCUGUCAGUAUUGUCUGGAACUGGUUUUACCUGUAUAAGAUCGCCUUUGCUGAGCGCCAAAACAACCUGGUGAAGAUGGAAAGUGUAAAUGAGAAGUGCACCGGCAUGAAGAAAAUUUACUGGAGCGACAGUUUAAAAGAGUGGUACAGAAGCACCUGGACUCUUCAGGACGACCCCUGUAAGAGUUACUAUGAACAUCUCAUUGUUGACCCCAUUCUGCUGGUACCUCCAAGCAAGGCCAUCUCCAUGACCAUCGCAACUUUCAUCACAGAGCCAAUGAAGCACAUUGGCCAGGGGAUCAGUGAGUUUCUUCGGGCCCUCCUCAAAGAUCUACCCGUUACCCUGCAGAUCCCUGUUCUCGUCACAAUUGUUCUCAUCAUGGUGGUAUUCGUGUAUGUCAGUGUGCCGGCGGCCUUCAUGCAUGGCAUCACUGCACCUCUACGCCGACGGGGUCCACCUCCUCCUGGGCUCCAACAACCACAACAGCAGCCUCAGGCUCAAAUCCAGGGGGUUGUGGACCUAGACCCUUUAGCAGUUAGGGAUACACACCAGCAAGGUCCAAGGCAGCCAGCCGAUGAUGGCAGGGCACACAGGAAUCCGGUUCGUCAGCGGCAUUCCAACAGACCCAUUGAGAAGAAGGCCCGGGUGGUUGUGGAGACACUGCAAUCAGCUGCCCGCAGUGAGGAUGAGACAGACACUGAGCAACAGGAGGGAAGACGUGAGGCGGAGCAGAGUCUGACCGAGGAGUCAGAUGCAGAAAACCAAGUGGAGAACAAAGAGGAGCCCGAAGAAGCAGCUGCCAACAGUGAUGCUGCUCAUACAGCCCAAGCAAAAACCAAAACCACGCCCAAGGCCAAACCUAUGAGAGUCAGUGAGAAUCGUACCAAGGACCAACACAGUGGAGACGAUGCCGCACCCAAAUCUCGACCAGCAGGAAAUCCGCCUUCACAUACUGAUGUCAAGGACCAUGAGGCCUCAGCAGGACACGGGACCUCCCCUGUGUCUGUGACACACGUUGAAACUCUGGGAGUUCCAGUUCAGGAGUCGUGCCCAGUGCCUGAGGAGUAGAGAUUCACUCUGUUUAGUGACAGACAGUAUUGAAAUGUGCAGCAGCAACAUUUUUAAGACCAGCCAAUGUGGAACCACACCAGUAGUUACCAACGAACUUUAUCUUGCUGAUCUACAGUCAACCAAAUGGGCCUUUCCUUGAGAUGGAGCACCAACAUGGUUUUGGUGAAUCUUCUCAUUAUUUCAUAAUGAUUUUGACAAAGUUCCUCAGUCAGAGACAGCGGCCAGAUUUCAGUGUGUCUCAGUGCUAGUAUUUUCCUAUUUUGAAUUUAAAGAUUACAAAGUGUCACAUAAAACCUGGCGGUGAAAUCAAUGCAUAAUGUGUUUAAUCUGAGAUAUUUUUGUUGUCAUUUAUUGUUUUGCUGAAUUAAGUUUUGGUGAGCAACAGUGAUACCUUUUGUAGUUUCCUGUGAGAAACUGCGUGUGCAAAGCUUAGGCUGUAGAUAAAGAUGGAUGACAUGAUGUCCUUCCACUGAAGAAAAAUGAGGCUAAAAUAUCCUAGAUACAGCCGCGGCCAUUUUGCUCUUUCGGUGUGAUUUGGAGUCCGUCUGUGUUUUCCAGGUCUCACUGAUACACACUCGACCAAAUCCAGAGUCAGUCUCAGUUUUCAAUCUUGAGGUUUCCUCAUCUUUGUAUAGCUUCUGUCUUUAUACACAGUCAAAGUGGGAGAGUAUUGCUGAUUGCUCUUUGUUGCAUGUUCUGAAUUUGUUUUAAUAAUGUAUAAUGCAUCGUGUGACGAGUGGGAAACCUACAACUUGGUGAAAACAGGGAAGAAAUAGCACAGAUGAGAAGGGAGCUUUGUUUUUUUUCUUGUGCUGGAAAUGAUUGAGUUCUAUCUGGCAGUGCCAUUACAAAACAGAACAUAUCAGUGGUGUUUCUCUUAGUGAUCAGGCUAAAGUCGGUUUACAGCAACUUGUGUUCAACACGUGUUCUUUCAGUCUUUAUGUCCUCUGUCACAAGAAAGACAAAAAAAUAACAAUGUUAGUCUAUGAAAACCAUACAGCAGCUGCAGGUGACAGUUCAUUUAAAUCCGAAUAUACAUAUAUCAAAUUAUUCUUUUGGAACAUAUGAAGUAAAGGGAAACAUCUUGAAUGCAGAGGAACAUCUGGCCAACAGUGCUUCACAACCAACACUUCAUUAGGGUACAGAGACAGUUGCAGUCAAUUUAUUGUGUCACUGUUAAGAAGAGAAGAAGCUGAACACUAAAGAAUUUAAAUUGUUCAUGUUUUUGCCAUAUUUGUCCCCGAUUUCGAAAUGGAAACUAUUCUGCAAUAUAAAUUAAUUACUAAAAACAAA
Pleuronectes platessa (European plaice) is the source of this 4966-nucleotide messenger RNA. RefSeq names its product chloride channel CLIC-like 1 (gene clcc1). NCBI's taxonomy places the organism in Eukaryota, Metazoa, Chordata, Actinopteri, Pleuronectiformes, Pleuronectidae. The coding region runs from base 2 to 3670 and encodes 1222 amino acids. The record is from RefSeq and is a predicted model, not a curated record. The transcript has 21 exons. Gene Ontology annotation, molecular function: chloride channel activity. Gene Ontology annotation, cellular component: membrane; endoplasmic reticulum.